UGUACUCGUCUCUCUGUCUGUGUGUUUGUGAAAAAUGGCAGAAGCCAAUAUUUCUGUGGCUCGGGAUCAGUUCAGUUGUUCAAUCUGUCUGGAUCUACUAAAGAAUCCAGUGGCUAUUCCCUGUGGACACAGUUACUGUAUGGACUGUAUUACAAACUGCUGGAAUCAGGAAGAUCAGAAGAGAAUCUACAGCUGUCCUCAAUGCAGACAAACCUUCAUAACAAGACCUGUUUUAGUUAAAAACACCAUGCUGGCUGAAGUGGUGGAGAAACUGAAGAAUUCAAGACUUCAAUCUUCUCAUGUUUCUACUGAUUGUUACGCUGGAUCUGGAGAUGUGGAGUGUGACGUCUGUACUGAGAGAAAACUGAAAGCAGUCAAGUCUUGUCUAGUGUGUCUGAACUCUUACUGUCAAAAUCAUCUCGACCAGCAUGAAAAUUUCUUUAAAAGUAAAAAACACAAAGUGAUUGAUGCCACUGGACGACUACAAGAAAUGAUCUGCAGAAAACAUGAUAAACAACUGGAGAUCUACUGUCGUACUGAUGAGCAAUGCAUUUGUUAUUUGUGUCUGAUGGAUGAACACAAAAACCACGACACUGUGACAGCUGUGACAGAGAGAACAGAGAAACAGACACUUUUGAUAAAGACACAAAGAAAGUUUCAAGAGAGAAUUCAGGAGAGAGAGAAGGAUCUUCAGGAGUUGAGACAGGCUGUGGACUCUCAUAAGCGCUCUGCACAGACAGCAGUGGAGGACAGUGAGAGGAUCUUUACUCAACUCAUCCGCUCCAUAGAGAGAAGACGCUCUGAGGUGACACAACUGAUCAGAGAUCAGGAAAAGACUGUAGUGAGUCGAGCUGAAGGAGUCUUGAAGCGUCUGGAGCAGGAGAUUGAUGAUCUGAGGAGGAGAGACACUGAACUGAAGCAGUUUUUACACACAGAUGAUCACAUUCAUUUCCUGCAGAGUUUCAAGUGUUUCUCUGUGACUCCUGAAUCUUCAGAUGUUUCCAGCAUUACUGUCAGUUCUCAACUCUCUUUUGAUGAAGUGAGAAAAUCUGUUUCUAAACUGAAAGAAAAACUGGAGGAUUUAUGCAAAGAAGAGAUUGAAAAUAUAUCUGGUGGAGUAACAUACACUGAAAUCAUUGCUUACACAGAACCAAAGACGAGAGAAGAGUUCCUGCAAUAUUCCAGUCUGUUCUCACUUGAUCCAAACACAGCUCAUAAAAACAUCAGUCUGUCUGAGAACAACAGUGUGGCUACAUGCACUAAUACAGUCCAGCAGUAUCCUGAUCAUCCAGACAGAUUCAGUGAUUUGUUUGAAGUGUUGUGUAGAGAGAGUGUGUGUGGACGCUGUUACUGGGAGGUGGAGUGGAGUGGUGUUGUGGAUAUAUCAGUGUCAUAUAAGAGCAUUAAGAGGAAGGGACAGGGUUAUGAGUGUGUGUUUGGAUAUAAUGAUCAGUCCUGGAGAUUGUAUUGUUCUGACUCCACAUGCUUCUUCAGUCACAAUAACACAUACAUUAAUCUCCCUGUAGUGUCCAGCUCAUGUAGAAUAGGAGUGUAUGUGGAUCACAGAGCAGGAAUUUUGUCCUUCUACAGCGUCUCUGACACAAUGACCCUCAUCCACAGAGUCCAGACCACAUUCACUCAACCUCUCCAUGCUGGGUUUUGGAUCAAUCCACACUCAACAGUGAAACUUUGUAGUCUAACAGGAUAAAAGAAACAGAGAUUUUAUUUUGACCCACAUGAUAAAUUGGUAACAGUGAGAUGUUAAAAGUAUAUUAUUAUCUAUUUAAAACGAAAAUCAUUUUAAUGAAACUCUUAUCACUGCAUGUUACUUAUUAUUAGAUAUUUCUGGUUAGAUUGGUCUAAUGAUGGAUGUGGUGUGUUAGUUUUGUACAAAAAUAUUAUUGUAUAGGACCAAACAACACAGUUGGUGUUUGUUCUGAUUUCUUUUUGUUUGAUUCCUCUUCUGGGUUUUGAAAGUUCGAGGUACUUGAGCCCUUUAAUAUUUAAUCCUGAUUUGCUUUUUCUUUGUUAGAGGUGUUUUUCUUUUAAUGUAAUGUGUGGUGUUGUCAUGAUCCCCAGUCACAUUUUCCAGUCUUUUUACCAUGUGUGCUUCUCCAAGCGAUGGCUGCAUACUAAUAUGGCUUCUAAACAUCAUCAAGCAUCGUUGAAGGAUAUCUCCAUCCGCUUUCAGCAUUCAUCUUGUGCUCCUUAUUUACCCUUUUUUUUUAAAUAAGUUUAACCUUUAUGGCUUCAAAUCAUGCAUGAUACUAUGUACACAUUCCCAGAACAUCACGAGAACCAAGUCUGCACUAGCUGAGCUAGAUCAAUUUUGUUAUAAAUAUAUAAUAUGUAUAUAAUAUGUAUAUAUAGAACAAAAUGUUUUCAGAGAUGAAUAUAUUUAUGUUUCCUUCAA
Triplophysa dalaica is the source of this 2413-nucleotide messenger RNA. RefSeq names its product tripartite motif-containing protein 16-like. The coding region runs from base 35 to 1708 and encodes 557 amino acids. Gene Ontology annotation, molecular function: protein binding; zinc ion binding. The transcript has 6 exons. The record is from RefSeq and is a predicted model, not a curated record. Lineage: Eukaryota; Metazoa; Chordata; Actinopteri; Cypriniformes; Nemacheilidae.